Triticum aestivum (bread wheat) is the source of this 1065-nucleotide messenger RNA. RefSeq names its product protein CYTOKININ-RESPONSIVE GATA TRANSCRIPTION FACTOR 1. Bases 125 to 937 code for a protein of 270 amino acids. The transcript is spliced from 2 exons. The record is from RefSeq and is a predicted model, not a curated record. Gene Ontology annotation, biological process: regulation of DNA-templated transcription. Gene Ontology annotation, molecular function: sequence-specific DNA binding; zinc ion binding. NCBI's taxonomy places the organism in Eukaryota, Viridiplantae, Streptophyta, Magnoliopsida, Poales, Poaceae.
GCUAGCUACACAAAUGGAGUAUAUGUCAAUAUCGAUGUGUUCCAACGUUUUUAGUACACGCAAGCUCUUCUUAUAAUCCUGCUCCCUGGCUUGCUUUUUCUUUCUCUUGUAGUUCAAUGAUCACAUGAUGAUGAGCGGAGGAUCUGCGGACGUCUUUGCCACAUGCUCCCCGUUCGGACCUACCAUCCAAAGCAUCGGCAGUGACAUGAUCCAGAGAUCCUCAUACAAUUCCUAUGAUUUCGAAGCCACACAUGCCGGCGAUGGAUCGACUAGCCAGUGGGCAUCUGCCAAACCGCCAGUGAAGAUGAGGAUCAUGAAAAAGGCGCCAACGAAUGAUCACCAAGGAGGGACAGCGAGAAAGCCAAGGAGAAGGGCACAAGCACACCAAGGUGAUGAGAGCCAGCACCUGCAGCAUCCCAUGGGUGUUAUCAGAGUGUGCUCAGACUGCAACACCUCCAAUACCCCCUUGUGGAGGAGUGGUCCUUGUGGCCCCAAGUCUCUUUGCAACGCAUGCGGCAUACGCCAAAGGAAGGCUCGCCGCGCCAUGGCUGCAGCGGCGGCCACUGCUGCCACCAACGAUGGGGUGGCGUCUGCUUCCAGUGGCGGUGUGGCGGUGGGGGCCAUGCAGGCAAGCGACGCAUCACAAGCGGUGAAGGCAACAAAGAAGGAGAAGAGGGCUGCGGAUCUUGACCGGUCGCUGCCGUUCAAGAAGAGGUGCAAGAUGGUUGAUCAUCCUACCGUUACCACCACCAAGGCCGUGGCUGUCGAUGCCACUCUGAAGGAUCAAGAUCACGUUGUCGCCGAGGACGGCGCCAUGGUGGAGAGACUGAGCAAAGCCGAUCCGCCAGCAGCAUUCACUCACGCCUUCAUGCGCGACGAGAUCACCGAUGCCGCCAUGCUGCUCAUGACCCUAUCGUGCGGUCUUGUUCGCAGCUAGUACUAGCUAGCUAGCUAGCUAGUAGACACUAGACACUGAUGAAUGCAACUUGAUUUGCAUAUCAUGAGUUAUUAGUCUUGUUAUAUUUUCUGUAUCUUGCGAUCUUGUUGUUUUGUGUUGAGGAGUUC